This is a messenger RNA of Dipodomys spectabilis (banner-tailed kangaroo rat), 1743 nucleotides long. It is a transcript of the gene Ntn3, whose product is annotated as netrin 3. The transcript has 6 exons. Gene Ontology annotation, molecular function: protein binding. The record is from RefSeq and is a predicted model, not a curated record. Lineage: Eukaryota; Metazoa; Chordata; Mammalia; Rodentia; Heteromyidae. The coding region runs from base 1 to 1743 and encodes 580 amino acids.
AUGCCCGGCGGGCCCUGGGGGCUGCUGCUGGCGGCGGGCACGCUGGCGGCCGCGCUGGGCCCCGGGCCCCCGGCCGGCGCCGACCCCUGCCGGGACGAGCGCGGCGCGCCCCGCGGCUGCGUGCCGGGCCUGGUGAACGCGGCGCUGGGCCGGGCGGUGCUGGCGUCCAGCACGUGCGGGAGGCCGGCCACCCGGGCCUGCGACGCCGCCGACCCGCGGCGGGCGCACCCGGCGGCCCUGCUGACGGCGGCGGCGGGCGCCGGGGCCCCCGCGUGCUGGCGGUCCGCCCCGCUGCGCCGCGCGCCCCUCAACGUGAGCCUGACGGUGCCGCUGGGCGCGGCCUUCGAGCUGGUCUUCGUGAGCCUGCGCUUCUGCGCCGCGCCGCCCGCCUCGGUGGCCCUGCUCAAGUCGCAGGACCACGGCCGCAGCUGGGCCCCGCUGGGCUUCUUCUCCUCCCACUGCGGCCCGGACUACGGCCGCCCGCCCGCCCCCGCCGACGGCCCCGGCGGCCCGGGCCCCGAGGCCCUGUGCUUCCCGGCCCCCCGCGCCCAGCCCGACGGCGGCGGCCUCCUGGCCUUCAGCGUCCAGGACGGCGGCCCGCCGGGCCUGGAUCUGGACCGCAGCCCCGUGCUCCAGGACUGGGUGACCGCCACCGACAUCCGCAUACUGCUCACGAGGCCCGCGACGCCCGGGGCCGCGGGGGCCGCCGAGGCCGCCGUCCCCUACUUCUACUCGGCCGCCGAGCUCCAGGUGGGCGGGCGCUGCAAGUGCAACGGGCACGCGGCGCGGUGCCUGCCCGACGGCGGGGGCCGCCUGCUCUGCGACUGCCAGCACGGCACCGAGGGCCCCGACUGCGGCCGCUGCAAGCCCUUCUACUGCGACCGGCCGUGGCAGCGCGCCACGGCCCGGGAGGCCCACGCCUGCCUGGCUUGCUCCUGCAAUGGCCACGCUCGUCGCUGCCGCUUCAACAUGGAGCUGUACAGACUCUCGGGCCGCCGCAGCGGGGGCGUCUGCCUCAACUGCCGGCACAACACGGCCGGCCGGCACUGCCACUACUGCCGGGAGGGCUUCUACCGGGACCCGGGCCGGGCGGCCAGCGACCGGCGCGCCUGCAGAGCCUGUGACUGUCACCCCGUGGGUGCUGCUGGCAAAACCUGCAACCAGACCACAGGCCAGUGUCCUUGCAAGGACGGUGUCACUGGCCUCACCUGCAACCGCUGCGCCCCGGGCUUCCAGCAGAGCCGCUCCCCCGUGGCCCCCUGUGUCAAGACCCCUGUCCCUGGACCCACGGAGGACAGCAGCCCCGUGGACGCACAGGAUUGUGAGUCACACUGCAGACCAGCGAGUGGCAACUACCGGAUCAGCCUGAAGAAGUUCUGCCGGAAAGACUACGCGGUGCAGGUGGCCGUGGGCGCGCGCGGCGAGGCGCGCGGCGCGUGGACGCGCUUCCCCGUGGCGGUGCUCGCCGUGUUCCGGAGCGGCGAGGAGCGCGCCCGGCGCGGGAGCAGCGCGCUGUGGGUGCCGGCCCGCGACGCCGCCUGCGGCUGCCCGCGCCUGCAGCCCGGCCGCCGCUACCUGCUGCUGGGCGGUGGGCCGGGGGCCGCGGCCGGGGGCGCGGCGGGCCCGGGGCCGGGACUCAGCGCCGCCCGCGGGAGCCUGGUGCUGCCCUGGAGGGACGCGUGGACGCGACGCCUGCGGAGGCUGCAGCGGCGCGAGCGGCGGGGGCGCUGCGGGGCGGCCUGA